AUGAAUAAUCAAUAUCUGAAGACGGUGAGUGACAUUUGCACAAAAAAGGAUGAGAUGGAAGCUAAAUUACGAUUAGUAAGAAUACCAACUGUACAAGGCGAGCUCGGAAUGGUGUUGAACGUAGCGCGCGCCAGAGACGUAGGCUUCGAAGGCCGCUCCAGCGACAAGGGCGAACGCUUGUGUGUCUCCGGGUCACCUGAUGGAAUGGGAAGGCUGUUGAUCUAUGGUUCACCUAGUCCCACCGAAAUGUCUACGGGAGCCAAAUCACAGGAAGCAGCUGAAGGAUCCCAUAUGGUCUUCCUCGCCGCGCAAAUACAAGAAUUAUGCAACUUCUUACAAGUCUUGAGCCAAGAACAACCGUAUGAACUCGAUUCCUACUCGAGAAAACUUAAUGAUAGCAGCAAGCGCGUAACAAGUACAUGCCGAAUUCUGGAGAAUGUUCACGCACGAUUAAUUGGACUACAGAGGGAAAUCUCCAGAGAAGUUUAUGUGAAAAAAGAAAGUCCUACUAAUAUGUCGUCAACCUUUUCAUCUCAUUGA
Messenger RNA from Angiostrongylus costaricensis, 540 nucleotides. The record is from the annotation of a GenBank genome assembly. Lineage: Eukaryota; Metazoa; Nematoda; Chromadorea; Rhabditida; Metastrongylidae.